Molecule: messenger RNA, 1818 nt
Organism: Mesocricetus auratus (golden hamster)
Lineage: Eukaryota; Metazoa; Chordata; Mammalia; Rodentia; Cricetidae
Gene: Il23a
Product: interleukin 23 subunit alpha
Exons: 7
Coding region: 728-1213 (161 amino acids)
Biological process (GO): immune response; positive regulation of T-helper 17 cell lineage commitment; positive regulation of T cell proliferation
Cellular component (GO): extracellular region; interleukin-23 complex
Molecular function (GO): cytokine activity
Source: RefSeq, a predicted model, not a curated record
GCAGUCGUCGCCUCCAAUCAGCAGGGGACCCGGGCUCAUCUCAGCCAAUCAGAAGGAGCCAAGUAACCGGCGGCGCCAGAGGGGGCGUAUGACGCAGGAGGGCCGUCAAAGCAAGGUUACGGAAUGCCGCCGGGGACAAACUGAGUCAGGCGCGGCGUUGUGAAAAGUAAUCUCUUCAGUUGGGAGCCUCUUUAAACAAAGCGGACUUUAGACUGGGAAACCGAGCUUUUGCGCUCCCCGAAUAGAAACUAGACCGAGGGGAGCUGGAGGCAAAGCACUGGGACUCGCCUGGACUCUCAGGACCUCAACCAGAGGUAGCGAAAGUAUAAGAGACACUACACAAAAUGGAAUGAACUCCCCUACGCACCCCCUCCCAAUUCCCAUAUUCCAUUUCUACGAAUCCUAUGUACACAAGCCAUUUCUCCCACAAACGGAGCCAUUUCUAAAGACUGUUCCGGGACCCUCCACUGGGGUUGGGGCAGUCCCUUCUUCAGACCACCCUCUCCUCCCACGGCCGACCUCACUCUUUCGGCGGCUUCCCUGGAUGUUGCAUCACGGAGGGUGAUGAAACCAGCCAUCAGUGGAUUUUACCCAUGGAUGCAACAGGCUGAAGGACCAGCAAGGGUCACCGCCACUGCACUUUCAACUAUGUAUCUACACUUUUCUAGCUAUGGGGAACCAAACUUCAUUUGAAACUGAGCUCACCAUGGGAUUUGGAGAUGAAUGAAUGCUGUUGUGGUUUUUCCUCAAGCAAGAGGAAGUGAGGAAAUCAGAGUGGGAUGAGGAUAUACUAAGAGAAGAAGGAAAUGAAGAGACUAGAAACGAUGUCCCCCAUAUCCAGUGUGGGGAUGGUUGUGAUCCCCAAGGACUGAAGGACAACAGCCAGUUCUGCUUGCAAAGGAUCCGCCAAGGUCUGGUCUUUUAUAAGCAGCUGUUGGACUCAGACAUUUUUACAGGGGAGCCUGCUCUACUCCCUGAUGGCCCCAUGGGCCAGCUUCACACCUCCCUACUGGGCCUCAGCCAACUCCUCCAGCCAGAAGACCACCAGUGGGAGAGCCAACAGAUGCCUAGCCUGAGUCCCAGCCAGCAGUGGCAGCGUCCCCUUCUACGUUCCAAGAUCCUCCGAAGCCUCCAAGCUUUUGUGGCGAUAGCUGCCCGGGUCUUUGCCCAUGGAGCAGCCACCCUGACCGAGCCAUUAAUGCCAACAGCUUAAGUAUGGCACCCAGGUUCCCAUGGCUCAGCAAUGAUAGGAUCAAUCUACCAACCCAGGCAUCUACGAGCCAACAGACUGAUUGGCCCAUUAGUACUUUCUGUUACUUGUUUGUUUUGUUUGAAAGGCAAAGGCAGUUUUAUUAAAGGAAAAAAAGAAGAAGGAAAGAACCCCAGAGCGGGUAGCUCCCUAGAGGAAGGAGAUGGAGAGGAGUAGAGACACGCCCUUUGCCACGCGGCAGGCGGGGUGGGAUGGGAGGAGCGCAUCAGGGAAACAGUGAGAAAGCCCAGGGCUUCAGAAAAACCGGGGCCAGGCUUUAGCCAGUAUCUGCAAGGAAAGGAAGGAAAGGGAAAGUUACAUCUUUCUGAGUAGCUGGGAGAAAUGUGGGCUCCUGGUGCCACAAAUGGAGGCUCUGUAGUCGCCUGCUUAGUCCCUAAGAACCAACAACCAACCAACACGGACCAACGGCGAUGCUUAACCUGUGACAAGCGUGUAUUUAUUCAUCUAAAAGGGGUAUUAUUUAUCCUCGUAACAGCAGUUUAGAGGAUUGUUAUUUAUUAUAUUUAUAAGGAAUUAAUGUAUUUUUCCAAUAAAGACUUAUUUAUGUG